Messenger RNA from Cercopithifilaria johnstoni, 1923 nucleotides. The record is from the annotation of a GenBank genome assembly. NCBI's taxonomy places the organism in Eukaryota, Metazoa, Nematoda, Chromadorea, Rhabditida, Onchocercidae.
AUGAGGAUAAAUCCAGGCGUAGCUUGUGAUAUAACACGUGAUAUAGGGAUGAUCGAAAGUCCAGAUGGAAAUUCCAAUUUCUACAUGCGUUGCAUAUCUAUUGGGUUCAGAACAAUGGGCAUGUGGAAACUGGAAUCUUGUUUACCUGGCUAUACCUUUCAAAUCAGCGAAAAACGAUGUGUACCUAAUCAGUUUGCAUCGCAUACAAAUAAUAAAAUUUUCGCAAUUCUCAACAAUAGCUGCGCAAACGGUAAAGAAUGUAUUGGCGGAACGGUUUGCGAUCCGAGCAGUACGCGAUGUUUGUGCCCUCCUGACAUGAUACCUAACCUGAAUACUUUGUCCUGUAUUCCGAUAUCAUUUUCAUCUAAAUCAUUUCAUCAGAAAGACUAUAAUACAUACUCACCAAGUGGACGUGAAAUGAUGAUAACUACCGGAAACAAUAUAUUACCAGAUAUUUUUCGCGUGCGAGUGCCACCGGGAAGUAGUUGUUCAAACAAUGAAAUGUGUGGCGGUGGUUCGUUUUGUAGCCUUCCGAUGAAAUUUUGCCUCUGUCCUGAUGAUAUGCAAGAUUUUGGAGGUCAAUGCCGGAAACCUGAACAAGCUAUAAUUCCAGCAGCGGUCGGUUUGGGUGAUAGCUGUAGCGAUGCAGUACUGCAUUGUCUGAACGGCACAACAUGUAUCGAUGGUCAGUGUAAAUGUCCGAUUUUUCUAAUUCAGGAAGGUAAUCAAUGUGUGGAAAAACAAUCACGAUUCCGAGUUGGUCCCGGUGAAAUGUGUAACGGAAGUCAUGUAUGUUCUCGUGGAUCGAUAUGUCAUCCAACCAUUCCAGUAUGCAUCUGUCCGGAAAAUACUGUUCUUCAAGAAAACUCCUGCUUACCAUUUGCUUCAGUGAUGCAGAGAUUUAUAGCAGUAUCGGAAUUAAACACCGGAUUUGGUGGAGUAGGACAGGUUGCUGUUGGAUUUCCAUGUCGUGCUAAUAUUGAUUGUAUCAAAGGCGCAUUCUGCAAAAUCAAUAACAAUUCAGGCAUUUGCCAAUGCCUCUCAACCUAUGUUCGUAUUAACGAUUUCUGUGAAAAAGCAAUAUAUCCUGGACAAAGUGGUUGUCACUAUGAUAUUCAGUGCUCGAUCAUUUAUGUUGCUGCUAGAUGUUCGGCUGGUCAGUGUAUUUGUCCGGAUGGUUUUAGUGCUGUGGGACAAACAUGCAAACCAGAUAAGCAAACAAUACAGAUACCUCCUGGUGGAAGUUGCAUGAUUGAUAGAGAUUGUGCAGGUGGUUCAAGGUGCCAAGAUGAUUGGUGCAUUUGUCCAGAAGUUUCGAUGAAAGUAAUCAACGGUGAAUGUAAAAAGGUCUACGGAGGUUCACUCCUCACAGAAAUACAGAAUAAUACGCCAGCAAUAAAUACAUUAAUGAGCAAUAUUGAAAUGACAAUUCCGUCGAUAACUUCGUCUCCUUUAGGCAUUGUACCAGCUUUGGCAAAAAUAUCUCCUGAGACGAUUGAAACACUUGUAGUGCCUGCAACUUUCAAACUUCCUAUCAUCCCUUUUACCUCAACGACAGUACCACUGCAAUACGUUGGAGAUAUAUUACUUAUUGAUAGCUUGAAUCAUUGGCAAGCAUUCGCAUCUACUAUUUCAACUAUCAAAAAUUCUACUCUUCUUUCUACAUCAAUAUCGGUUCGUUUUUCAGGUCAGCCGAGAAUCACUGGCCCACCAUUGCGUAAAUCACGUCUUCAGACAACUACCAUAUCAAUCUACAAAUCAAGACCUGGAAAUGGAAUAUGUCCUACUCCGAAUAGUGUUGUUCUUGAUGAAAGUACCAAUUAUUUGAUAGUCUGUAAUGGUGAGAAACCAUUAUGUCCACCAAAUUCCUACUGUUACAUUACUGGAUAUGCUAAUCAGGAAUACAAUUGUUGUUGGUCCUGA